Molecule: messenger RNA, 1008 nt
Organism: Metarhizium album ARSEF 1941
Lineage: Eukaryota; Fungi; Ascomycota; Sordariomycetes; Hypocreales; Clavicipitaceae
Product: Palmitoyl protein thioesterase
Exons: 1
Coding region: 1-1008 (335 amino acids)
Cellular component (GO): lysosome
Molecular function (GO): thiolester hydrolase activity; palmitoyl hydrolase activity
Source: RefSeq, a predicted model, not a curated record
AUGCGCACGGCAUCUCUUCUCACAACCACCGCCAUCCUCGGCUCCUCCCUCGCCGCAACAGCACCCGCACCCCCCCAAAACACCAACUCGCAGAGGCCUCGCCUCUCGUACGAAGACAGCGACAACCCUCUCCCCCUCGUCAUUUGGCACGGCCUAGGCGACGCUACCGACAGUAAAAGCCUUGCUCAAGUCACCCAGCUCGCCGGCACCAUCGCCCCGGGCAUCUUCGUCCACAUCAUCAACCCUACCCGGGAUGGGACCAACGACCGCACCGCCACCUUCUUCGGCAACGUCAGCGAGCAAGUACAAAGAGUAUGCGAUCAACUGGCUGCGCACCCCAUCCUCUCCACAGCGCCUGCCAUCGACGCCAUUGGCUUCUCGCAGGGCGGCCAGUUCCUCCGCGGCUACGUCGAGCGGUGCAACUUCCCCCCUGUCCGCAACCUAAUCACCUUUGGCAGCCAGCACGGCGGCAUCACCGACUUCAAGGAGUGCGGAUCCGUCGAUUACAUCUGCAAGGCGGCCAUGGCGCUCCUGCGCUUCAACGUGUGGAGCAGCUUCGUGCAGAGCCGCGUCGUGCCCGCGCAGUACUACCGCCCCGUCGAGGAUGAGGGUUACAACAUGUACCUAGAAAAUUCGAACUACCUGGCAGAUAUCAACAAUGAGCGGGAGCUCAAGAAUGAGGCUUACAAGGAGAACCUUGCUACUCUGAGCAAAUUCGUCAUGUUUCUGUUCGAGAACGACACCGUUUCGAUACCCAAGGAGUCGUCCUGGUUUGGAGAGGUCCAGGUCAACGGGCGAUAUAUGCCCCUGAGGGAGCGCAGGCUGUACAAGGAGGACUGGCUGGGCUUGAAGGUGCUGGACAGCAAGGGUGCGCUGAGCUUCAGGACGAUAAAAGGCGAGCACAUGCAGAUUCCGGAGCAGGUCCUGAAUGACACCAUGGCUGAAUUCUUGGGGCCGUUCAACAAGACGGCCGUUUCUGCCGGCGGCGACGCGUCUCAGGAGCUGUAA